Paramacrobiotus metropolitanus is the source of this 879-nucleotide messenger RNA. RefSeq lists its product as uncharacterized. The transcript is spliced from 8 exons. Bases 1 to 879 code for a protein of 292 amino acids. Lineage: Eukaryota; Metazoa; Tardigrada; Eutardigrada; Parachela; Macrobiotidae. The record is from RefSeq and is a predicted model, not a curated record. Gene Ontology annotation, cellular component: cytosol. Gene Ontology annotation, biological process: neurogenesis. Gene Ontology annotation, molecular function: protein binding.
AUGCUGGACAACGCCGUUCGUUAUAAAUACACCCCGCCCAUGGUGGAGGGUGAGGACGACGAUAUCAUGGAGAAGUGUCUUGGUUUGAUUGAUGGAUCGGCAGAAGGCGUUUGGCAGUCGGAAAAGUUCUCUGGUAUCGGACAAGAGACGUUGCAGAUUAUCCUCCAACGAGAGACGUUGGCCGCCGAUGAAGCUACCAUCUAUGCGUCGGUUGAAAAGUGGGCUGCGAACGCCUGUAGUCAGAAGGAUAUGGAAGCUUCACCCGUCAAUCGGCGUGAAAUGCUGGGCGCGGCAUUAUAUCGCGUCCGCUUUCCGGUCUUGACCGAUACACAGCUGAUGAAUGGCCCUGCCCAGACUGGUUUGCUGCUUCAAUCGGAGCUGUUGGACAUUUUCCGCUACAAACACGCCGAUGUCAAACCGGCGCUGCCGUUCCGCACGGAGGCCCGACAAAAUGAGCUGCGAGCUGAAGGUUUGGUCAAUUUUACGGUGCCGGAUGUCAGGAAACUGGAGCAAAGAGGAACGUUGAGCGAUCCAAUCGUAAUCCGGAAGUUGCCUUGGAGGGUUUUGGUUAAGAAGCACAUCCUGGAAGGGUCUCCUCGGUGGGGUUAUUUUGUGAAAUGUGAUGUUGAUGCGGAUUCCGAUACUUGGACAUGUGAAGUUAAUGCAGAACUCCGCUUGCUACCAUGGAAAGCGGAACUGGGACUUGUUACUAAACCGAUAUCCCACGUGUACUGCGAAGAAGAAAUUGCCUGGGGAUACUGGAAUUUUAUAUCAUUUACGGACCUACUGGAUCCGUCGAAAGGAUACGUUAACCCUAGUGACUUCUCCCUGAAACUGCAAGUCAAGCUCACUGCGGCCCUUCCUGUCGGAAUUGAUUAA